Fraxinus pennsylvanica is the source of this 312-nucleotide messenger RNA. The record is from the annotation of a GenBank genome assembly. NCBI's taxonomy places the organism in Eukaryota, Viridiplantae, Streptophyta, Magnoliopsida, Lamiales, Oleaceae.
AUGAAGAAGAAAUCUCCGUCCGCAAGGAAACCCCAGAUGGUCUCUAGCCCAGAAAUGGACGCGGCCUUGCAACUGAUUCAACUCAGCGGCGAUUCUGAUUACAGCAAAGAAAAACGUGGCCGCGACGCCACCAAAUCGGUGGAGCAACACCUAGAGGAAAGCGUGGGGGAUUCUAAUGAAAUUUCCUCCAUCUUUAUCAGAGAACUGAAGACGUGCCCCAAAAGAAAAGCUAGAUAUAGAUCAAUUGUUGAUCUGUACAGCGUUACGAAGCCUGUGAUCAUCAAGAACCGUGGUAAGAAAUUCAGGAAUUGA